This is a messenger RNA of Gordionus sp. m RMFG-2023, 2206 nucleotides long. RefSeq names its product glycerol kinase-like. Gene Ontology annotation, cellular component: mitochondrion. Lineage: Eukaryota; Metazoa; Nematomorpha; Gordioida; Chordodea; Parachordodidae. The record is from RefSeq and is a predicted model, not a curated record. The transcript is spliced from 15 exons. Gene Ontology annotation, biological process: glycerol metabolic process; phosphorylation; glycerol-3-phosphate biosynthetic process. Gene Ontology annotation, molecular function: glycerol kinase activity. Bases 68 to 1660 code for a protein of 530 amino acids.
UAAAAUGUGAUCUUCAGAAUCUUCAUUCAUUUAAACCAUAUGAAAUCAAAAUUUUGAAUUUAUUUUUAUGGAUUACGAUAAUUAUAAUAACAUGACACUUAUAGGGGCGUUAGAUCAAGGAACCAGUAGCUCAAGAUUCCUCAUUUUUUCGACUGAUACCUGGGAGAUUGUGACCAUGCAUCAAACACCUAUGGAAUCCACCUAUCCCCAGGAAGGUUGGGUAGAACAAGACCCAAAGCAGAUAUUGUCGACGUCUUUACUGUGCAUCACAAGGGCAGUCGAAAAAUUGGUCGAUAUGGGUAGAGAUCCCAACGAUAUUAAAGCGAUCGGCAUUACGAAUCAAAGAGAGACAACCAUCUCGUGGGAUAAAAUCACAGGAGAACCACUCUACCCCGCAAUAGUAUGGCAGGACAACCGCACGUCGGAAUUACUGGAAGGCUUGAUGAAAGCCAACGGCGUAAAAGAUAAGGAUAAAGAAUGCCUCAAGGAUAAAUGUGGGUUACCCUUAUCGACUUAUUUCAGCGCCGGUAAAAUCAAAUGGCUCAUCACCAACGUACCCCAGGUCAGUGAAGCCGUCCAGGAUGAAAGAUGCCUAUUCGGAACGGUCGAUUCAUGGAUUAUUUGGAAUUUCAAUAGGAAUAACGGUGUAGGCAAGGGUGAUUUGCACAUAACCGAUGUCACUAACGCCAGCAGAACCAUGCUCAUGAAUAUAGCCACCUUGGAAUGGGAUGAAGAUCUUUGCAAAUUUUUCGGCAUUCCUAUGCACACGCUUCCCGAGAUAAGGAGUUCUUCGGAGAUUUAUAGCCGCAUCAGUUUAUCGCCUCAUCUCAAGGACGUUCCUAUAUCUGGCAUAUUAGGUGACCAGCAAGCCGCUUUAGUCGGUCAAAGAUGCCUCCUCCCGGGCUCUGUCAAGAAUACGUAUGGCACCGGGUGCUUCUUGCUUUACAAUACAGGCACCAAAUUGAUAUACUCGAAACACGGUCUUUUAACAACUGUAGCCUACAAACUCGGACCAGGGGGAGUAACUCAUUACGCUCUAGAGGGUUCUGUCGCUAUAGCCGGUGCUGCUAUAACUUGGCUCGUCAAAAGCUUGAACCUCAUGAAGGAUGAACACGAAACGGAAUCUUUAGCUAAAUCGGUGCCGAACACUAACGGGUGUUAUUUCGUUCCGGCAUUCUCGGGCCUUUACGCUCCUUAUUGGGACCCCAACGCUCGUGGAAUAAUAUGUGGGCUCUCUCAUGCUACGAAUAAGGGCCACAUCGUUAGAGCUACACUCGAGGCGAUAUCCUUCCAAACCAAAGAAAUUUUAGACGCUAUGAACAAAGACACUCUUAAUUCUCACGAUAUAAAAUCUCUUCACGUUGACGGGGGAAUGGCCACUAACAAAACGCUGAUGCAGAUACAGUCCGAUAUAGCUGGGAUAGAUAUAAUUAGACACGAAAUGUUAGAAAAUACUGCCUUGGGCGCCGCCAUGGCUGCAGCCAACGCCAAAGGAAUCGAUUUGUAUGACAUAGAAGGAGCUCAAGCUCAUUACUUUGAGUUCACCAAAUUCCAACCUAACAUAUCCUUGCCAGAACGCCAAGAGAAAUACACCAUGUGGAAAAAAGCUGUUAGAAGAUCCCUUUACUGGGAAGGCUUGCAAGAUAUAUACCAAGAUUAAAAUUAUCAGCUGAUCAAACAUUUAAAAUAAAAUACUCUAUAAUUUUUUUUAAAAAUCGUUUAUCCACCUUUUUAUUUUUGAAAUUUAAGGCCGCUUAAAGUAAUAUUUUCUUGCUCAAUAUUAAAUUAUCAAUUAGGACAUGCGCUUCAGCACAAAACUUAUUAAAAUAAAUGUGAUAAAAUUGACAACCGACAUUUAAUACAAAUUAUUUAUAACCUGUUUUUUAAGGUUCAUUUAUGAAAUUAUUUAGAGACGAAAUUUUAUUUUGUUUUUUAGAAAUGACCAAAAAAAAUUUUUUUUGAUUUUGAUAUCUAAGAAUUUUAAUUAAAUAACAUAAAUCAUGAUGCAAAAAAAGUAAUACUAUAUAUAAAAAUCAAUGCACAAUAAUAUUAUAUAAUACUUCAUUUUUAAAGGGAAAUAUAAAAUCAAAUUUUUAUUUUUAUAAUCCUUAUACAUGAUUUAUUAUAUCAAUAUGAGUGUACUACACAUUAUAUUACAGUUUUUGAGUAUUCACCAUUUUGUGAUAUAAAUGAUAUUUGUUGUUUU